GCAGUCCCUACACUCGUGCCCGUGUGUGUGUAUGUGUGUGUGUGUCCCGGGUACCUGAGAGACUGCUGUGAUGACCUCAGUAGGAAUACACAGAGGCUUCCUCAGAAAGUAUGGAGGCUUCAUGUUUAAGCAGUGGAAGGAGAAGUACCUCGUUCUAACAGUGGAGGGCAGUCUGCUGGUGUGCCGUGAUGCAGACUCUGCCGCUGACCAGGUGGUGGCACUGCAGGGCAACUGUGAGUCCAUUGUGGAGGGCCGGGAGAUCCUGGAUCUGCCCCGUUUACCCCCAGGGGGCAGGAGAGACUGCUGUUUUGCCCUCAUUCUGCGUCAGGACAAGUUCCUGCUGCUGCUCUCCGACAGCCCUGAUGACUGCAGCCAAUGGCUGAAGCUCCUGCGGAAAGUCAGAGAGGGUGUGACCUCACCCAUGACGCUGCAGAGGCAGCAGAGCUUCGCCCCGUGCAUCACGGACAGAGAUCCGCUCCCUGACCCCCCCCUGGACGCCCCCCUGGACAAGGACUCGCCCACCUCCUCCCCCCGCCUCAGCGACAGGCCCCCGGCCUCCCCUCGGCUGCCCAGCAGGGACAACUCCUUCAGGGAAAAGAAAGGUCCAGUGCGCACUCUCUCGGUCCGCAGCGGCUCCGUGGCUCCACCGCAUCGUUCUGCCGACUGCCUUCGCCACGGCAACAGCAGCGAUGCGCGGGCGGUGCGUGCCGUCUGCCUCCUGAUGGGUGGGGCGGCCGCCACCUCCGCGCUGGGCUACCUCAACUCCUGCGCCGUGGCCGGACAGGCCUCCACAGGUGCCGCUGGAGCAGGGCACGCCGGCGCCGAGCUCGGACACUCCGCCGGCUUCUCCGAGCUGGGUGGGGCCGGCUCGGGAUACCACGCCUGCGGUCAGGCAGCCGACGGACCCCACUUCAACAGCUUCGACUUUGAGGGUGACUCCGACUUUGAUGCGUUCGACUGCGGAGGGUUCGCUUUUUAGUCUGUUCUGUGUAUGAGUCCUUUGUGUGUCUGUGGGUGUGUGUGUGUGUAUGUGUGUGUGUGUGAGAGAGAGAGCAGUUGUAU
Alosa sapidissima (American shad) is the source of this 1062-nucleotide messenger RNA. RefSeq lists its product as uncharacterized. Gene Ontology annotation, biological process: regulation of cell differentiation. The record is from RefSeq and is a predicted model, not a curated record. The coding region runs from base 71 to 979 and encodes 302 amino acids. The transcript is spliced from 5 exons. Lineage: Eukaryota; Metazoa; Chordata; Actinopteri; Clupeiformes; Clupeidae. Gene Ontology annotation, cellular component: membrane.